This is a messenger RNA of Ostertagia ostertagi, 378 nucleotides long. Lineage: Eukaryota; Metazoa; Nematoda; Chromadorea; Rhabditida; Trichostrongylidae. The record is from the annotation of a GenBank genome assembly.
GCCUUGUUGUGGGCAGUUGUUUUUGGCAACUCAAUUUAUUUAGGCGUCAGCGAAUCAUCGAACGUCGAUCUCCUAAAACCAUGUCAAUCACUCAGAACUUUUCAGUACGCUUGCGAACCUCCUGUAAUCAAUCCUGAGACGCAACAACCGCUGAACUGUAAUGUGGACAACUCCGUAACUGUUACCUGUAAAGUCGCGAAUGGCGUCCAUUGCCGUGGACUACUCAAUGGAACUCGAUAUUUCCAUUUAUCAAAACCAAUUUCGUGGCAAGUUACCACCUCACCUUCACACUCACUGCCGCUGUUGUUGUCGAUAUUUCUUGGCUUUUUGGGUAUUGAUAGGAUGUAUCUUGGAUACUCUAUGCUGUUGGCAUUAUAA